Messenger RNA from Dendronephthya gigantea, 2111 nucleotides. RefSeq names its product protein zwilch homolog. The transcript is spliced from 2 exons. The record is from RefSeq and is a predicted model, not a curated record. NCBI's taxonomy places the organism in Eukaryota, Metazoa, Cnidaria, Anthozoa, Malacalcyonacea, Nephtheidae. Gene Ontology annotation, biological process: mitotic spindle assembly checkpoint signaling; protein localization to kinetochore. Gene Ontology annotation, cellular component: RZZ complex. The coding region runs from base 161 to 2089 and encodes 642 amino acids.
UUUGUUUUGGUGGAAUUCUUUGGUUUAGGUCAUACUUUUCAAUAUAAACGCUUGUAUUUAUGGAUAAUUUUCUUUUAUUUCUUUCACAGUGCAACCGAGAUGUAAACUGCAAAGUCAAACAGUAAAGAAAGGUUGUGUGUAUUAAACACUCAAUUUUACGAUGAGCUUAAAGAUUCUGGAACAUGUUAAAGACCUCUUAGCCAUUUUAGACAAACUUUUGAAUGCUGAAAAUAAGCACUCGAUUCCAGUGAAUAUUUUUUAUUUCAAAUAUGGUUUCCUAAUUCAUCUUAUCCCGGAGAACACUUGCCACCCGUUAAAGGACAUUGUAAACUCAGUCAAACAGCGUUUCUUCCUUGUGAGUAAACUACCCAAUGUGCAGGCAACAAAUUCUGUUGAUGAUAGCGACGAUGAUGAUGAAGAGAAAGGUGCAUUGAAACCUGGUUCGAAACUACCAGAAUUGGCUGUCACCACAAAGCAGCAUGUUUUUGUUGGCACGCCAAUUUCCCAGCAGCUUCACUAUUUGUUCUGGCAAAAAAAUUUUCAUGAUGGUGAAAUGGUUAUAACUGAGAAAUACAUUGAGACUGGUGGUCUUCUAAAGUUGCCGAUCAGUGAGGUUCGAUACAUGGCAUCUCUCUAUGUUCAGUGUGUCAAACAGCGUGAAGACCUCCCCCAGAUGUGGUUGCUUUGUGAUCAUGCCCCCCCUCAGGAAGUGGAAUACAUGGGUGUGGUCCCAUCCCGGACCGAAGAUCCCAAACAUCCUUGGCAGGUGAGCACAGUUAUGGUUAGAAGUGACGAAUACAAUAAAAAGCCAGGCUCCACCUUGAAUGAUCUGAAAAAAUAUCAUAUGACUUCUUAUUGUGCUAACCCAACAGAGGUCCAUGGUUACGCCAGAUACAAUGUGUACGGCAUGACAGAUGGGUGUGGCCAAAAUCCGGACAUGCCGCAAAGCAGCAUAUCCAUAGAAUUUGCUUGGGAUGGGGUGAGGGAGAUGCUCCAACCCCCACCAUCCUCUAGUAAUGCUGUAUUCAAUAUCUUCGCCGACCCUGAGGAUGUCCAGUCGAUUCUUCCUGGCAUUACCGGCGAGUUGAACACCCUCGGAGGUUUGUACGCCAUGCUUCAGAAGAAAAUUCACGAGCAAUCGUUGGAAACAGUUGAAAAAGAUGAGCCGGAAAAUGAUGGUUUUGAUCAAGCAGCGCUCAGAAAGAAUACCCUUGCUUUUCUUGAUAAGUUGAGACUCCAAAGUAUGGGUCAACCAGCGGACUCUGAAAGUGUCAGCGCUUCACCCUCAAACCCAAUCGCAUUUGGCGGUUUAUCGGAAAGUCUGAAUCGCCAAGACUUAGAUAACACGGAAUCCUUGUGGCUCUUUCUAAAGGAGUUGCCGUCGAGCGCCCAAAUGAUGUUCUGUUUAGAGAUCGUACUCCACCAGGCUCUUGCAGGAGAUUAUCAGCCUGUAUUGUAUACAACUAACCAAACUCGGAUGGCCAGCGUGAUGCGGGAAGCCAUCAGCUGUACGAGUGAAAAAGAGCGAGUUGAGAUGAAAACAAAACUCGAUGAAAUCUUAUCUCCUAUCGCAUGCCUCGAGAGUAUUGUCGAUAUUGGUAUUGAUAAAUUGCAAAACGAUUACGUCAACUAUUUCAUAAAACAGGAGCUUGUCACGAAAGAUCUGCUCGAGUACUUCAUUGCAAAGGACGUUUCAAAUUCUGAGAAAUUACAGCGUUUAUUAAAGCUCCAUUGCAUCCUUUCAUUGGUUACUCUCUCCGUCUCGUAUGCUCGGAUUGAUUACGACAACCUACGACAGCUCAUCCCAGCCGCUUUGAAAUUCUACGAAAACCACAGUCACACCGAGACUCCCUUGUUUUCCCUCUCUCUCCCAGCCUUUUCGACGUCUUCCGCGGAUAUCAAGAACACAUGCGUUAGACAGUUCCAGCCUCAGGCAUGGGUAGCUGCGAUUACAACCAGUGACCACCAUCUCACCAUGGCGCAGUUGCAUGCAAAAGACCCGACGGAAAGUCUCGUCGAGGGAAAUGCGACUUUGCAAGGAAACAGUUACUCGAUUACGAUUGUGAAAGCUCAUAAAGUGUGUAUUUAGAUAUAUAGAAAUAUCCCUAUAA